Molecule: messenger RNA, 1012 nt
Organism: Tauraco erythrolophus (red-crested turaco)
Lineage: Eukaryota; Metazoa; Chordata; Aves; Musophagiformes; Musophagidae
Source: RefSeq, a predicted model, not a curated record
AUGGGGUUGCUUGGGAGCAAAAACCAGUUGAUGUCCAAUGAGAAACACACUUCUGGAAGCAACCCAAAAAACAGGAGUAAACCUCCUCUUGCCCCACCCAAGGGCAGGCAAUUUGUCAGCAUCCCUCAUCUAAACCAAGCCUCUGUACAAGAUAACUUGGUCGUGAUUGCACUGUACGAUUUUCCUGCCUCAAGUGACCGUGACCUGCAGCUGGUCAAGGGAGAGAAACUCCAAGUCCUUUCCAAAGAGGGGGACUGGUGGCUGGCAAAAUCUCUCAGCAGUGGGAGGAAAGGCUACAUCCCUAGCAACUUCGUCGCAAAAGUAGACACUUUGGAAGAGGAAAAGUGGUAUUUUAAAACUCUGAGCAGAAAAGAUGCUGAACGGCUGCUAUUGUCUUCUGGUAACAAAGUCGGCUCUUUCCUUGUCCGAGAGAGUGAAACCAACAAGGGUGCCUAUUCCUUGUCCGUGAGAGACAGUGACUCUGCUCAUGGGGACAUCAUCAAACACUACAGGAUCCGCUCCCUAGAUGGUGGGGGGUAUUACAUCUCCCCCAGGACAACUUUCUCCACCCUGCCAGAGCUAAUCCAUCAUUACAGCCAAAAAGGGGAUGGCCUGUGCCAGCGGCUCGCAACUCCUUGCAUAUCCCUGGUUCCCCAGAGACCCUGGGCACAGGAUGAAUGGGAGAUCCCACGGGAGUCUCUGAAGCUUGUGAAGAAACUUGGCAGUGGGCAGUUUGGGGAAGUGUGGAUGGGCUAUUACAAGAACAACAUCAAAGUGGCUGUGAAGACCAUGAAGGAGGGCAGCAUGGAUCCUGAUGCCUUCUUGGCAGAGGCAAACUUGAUGAAGAGGCUCCAGCAUAACAAACUGGUCCGGCUAUAUGCAGUAGUCACGAAGCAACCAAUCUACAUUGUGACAGAGUACAUGGCCAACGGGUGUUUGCUGGAUUACUUGAAAACAGAGGAAGGAAGCCAACUGAAUCUCCCCAAACUGAUUGACAUGUCUGCUCAGGUUA